Molecule: messenger RNA, 2211 nt
Organism: Colletotrichum lupini
Lineage: Eukaryota; Fungi; Ascomycota; Sordariomycetes; Glomerellales; Glomerellaceae
Exons: 20
Coding region: 1-2211 (736 amino acids)
Source: RefSeq, a predicted model, not a curated record
AUGUUCGCAUUGAGAGGCACGGAUAGAUCGAACUACCUCGACUACGUCGCGUCGCGUCUCGCUCGAUCGCACGCUCCUGGUGGAUGGGAAACUCGAGACAGGAUGAGCCAGCCUCAGCGGACAAGCUCGACAUCAGACACUUUGUGUAAGGAGACAUGUGCCGUCUCAAGCAACAGGGCUUACAACUUAUAUCGCUUCAGGGGAAUUUGUCUGCAGACUCUAGAUGGAUGGAAUCUUUCUUGUACCAUUCAUGCCCGUUUCUUGGUGGCGCACUCUUGGUCAGCUCAAGGGGGCUCGUCCAUAAAACGUUCCGAGCCCCUCAUCUUCAACCUAGGCGUUCACCAAGCCGUUGGAAACGUCCGAUAUUCAAUCCUCGAGGCUUGGCCAGAAAAUAAGUUACGCCUUCGUCCCAUCAGCAGCUAUUCUUGUCGCAGCCCCGUCUAUAGACGCAGCUCAGGAAUCGACCUUAUGGGCUCCACACCAAUUGACAGAUCAACCCUGGACCGGCGCGCCAAAAUAACCUUUGAGCGCGACCGAGGUGCCAGCAAGAUCCUCGCAUUUGUACGGAUAGGACAACAGUGCAGAAACGGAGCGAAUUCUGUAGCCAAGCAUUUGUACACCAGACCGGACCAGGAGAUAGUGCCAAAUGACCGACGGUGCCACAAUCCACAACCCACCCGAAUCCACUCGGUUCAGAGCCCCGUCACGGACGCCGGGGCUAGUGUUGUGUUCAAGACGCCGGGCUCAGAAGUCCCCGAGGCGUCCAUGCUGUUUUCGUCCACCUGGAUCGACUCUAGUGCAAGCAUUCCCUCAACUCCGCCCGAGUCAGGGUCCCACACUCGCGGAGCGGCCUCUGCUUUCUUUGUUCUCUGUCCGUCGGAAGAGGACACGGACAAGUUACGGGAACGCGUCCAGACAACCGGCUGCUCCUUGCCCGAUGCAGUCGAGUCUCAAUCGCAAUUGUCAUUCCUCAGCUGCCGUGCCGAGACGGCCCCGGCGUUGGCGAUGACGGAUCCGACAGUGCACAAUGGCUUCGGGAGACGGCAGUGCUCGUACUGCUUCCUUACGGCUUCCGUCUGCAACUUGGGACAUCUGGCUGUCUGGGUCGCUGGGACGUGUGCAUCUCGUCGGGUUUGGGUUUUGGUGAUUCGAAUAUCCAAAUUUGCAGGUGUUGGCAAUGUUUCUGCAGAUGCCAAUGCAACCGUAACUGAGCAUCUCGACGAUCGACAAGGGCAUCAAGCUGAAUGGCCAGUGAUAGAUGGAAGAGUCGGCACAUCAGCCCCCCUCCCAAGCCCUCAAAGCCAAGGCGAGGCAAGGUGCAGGGGAGGGGGAGCAUCAAUUUUCACCUUGCAUCGCUCGACCUGGUUCGUCGAUGGCAUGGGGGGAAAAAUUGAAGGGAAAAAAAUGCUAGCGCAGAAAAAUGGCGCAGAUCUCUGUUCUCUGGGGCCUAGGCUCUUGGUGUCCACUUUGGAUCCAGAGGAGAAGGAAAGACCCCACCUUUCCCAAAUUCCCAAGUCCCCAAGUCCAAAGCCAAGCACCAGCCUGAAGUCGACAUAUCCCUUUGACCAUCUCACGAGACCUCGUAACUCUGCGUCGUACAAUCCGACAUUCCCACCUCACAUGCCUGUCGCUUGGGUGCUCGUCAGCUCACGUACCUUGGACACAGGGUCGCCCAAAAAUUCAUCACGAUCCGCAGCUGUAUUCGUACAUAGACGAACACCGUCACUCUGUCCCACUCGUCGGUAUUUCCCUCGCGCCCAGCUGGCUGCAUCUCAAUUCCCGGUAUGGACCACCACAGCACGAGCAGGGCACCUAGGCCACGCCGCACACCAAAGACCGUCAGCGGCUCCUCCCAGAGUCCCAGAACCUAACGACCACAUCUACGACCAGGGGAAGGGAAAAUUUCAACCCACGGUGCCGCUUCUCUCAGCUCCGCGGCCGCGGUCUUCCGGCCCUGGACCUUGCUUGCUGUUGCGCACGUUGAAUGCCUACGCCUACCGCCCACCAGAGCCCGCGCUCCCGUUCCGCGACGACGCGGCUUGUGCCUACACUUACCAAGCUCUGCUCACCAGCCGUCGCCGGCUUGUCUCCCUCUCCCUGGCGCUAUCCAUACGCAUGAUCAAGAUCAACCCAUCCUGGAGCGCUUGCAGACGGUCGAUUCGAUUUGUACCUACCGCAGCCAACCCCCAUACUAAUUUUUCCUACGCUUAA